AUGUGCGCGAUAGAUGAGCGCGAUUGGUCGACUAAUGGCGGUCGGAGCGGCGGAGGGCAGCGGAGGAGGCUUCCGGAUGUGUGGGAAGCGGGGGAGGGAGCCGGUGCGGAGGGGCGGAAUGCGGUGGGAGAGGGAGGAACUGCUCUAGGGGAGGGGCGGGGUACACCGGGGGAGGGGCGGAAUGCGCUAGGGGAGGGGCGGAGAUGGACCGCGCGGGAGGGGGCAAGACGAGGCGGAGCGGAUGCAGCGAAGGGCGCAGUGUGGCGCAGAGGCGUAGUGGAGAAAAGGGAGACGACACGGGGGAGGGGGGAGGCAGGGGAGAGGGAGGCGGCAGAGAGAAGAGGAGAUGAAGAGGGGCAGGGGGGGGCGAGUGAAGGCGAUAUGGACUCAUGUGGAAGGGCUGAAGAGGGGAGAGGAGGAGGAGGAGGAGGAGGAGGAGUGGCGCAAGGAGCGAGCAGCAGAAGCAGAGCGGACACAUGGGAGGGUCCGUUGCGGGAAAAAGGCGGGAAUAAGGAGGGCUUGAGAGGAGGCAGAGGCACGGAGGAGGAGGAGGAGGAGGAGGAGGGGCGCAAAGGGCGAGCAGCAGCAGGAGCAGCAGCAGCAGCAGCAGCAGCAGCAGCAGCAGCAGCAGCAGCAGCAGCAGCAGCAGCAGCAGCAGCAGCAGCAGCAGCAGCAGUAGUACAGACGCAAGGGAGAGGAGGGGGGGUGGCACAAAGGGCGAGCAGUAGCCGAAUGGAAACGUGGGUGGCUCCUUCUUGGGAGAAACGAGGCAAGCGGGCGUGGUGGAUGGAGGAGGAGGAUGGGGGGAGUGGUGGGGAUGGGAGGAAUGCACGGGAUGGGGGUUCUGAGGAGGAAGGUGAGAGAAGAGCGAGGGGGUUAGAGAUGGAUGGAGAAGGCAUGGAAGGAGAAGGAGGAGUAGAGAGAAAGGGAAGAGAAGAGGUGUAUCCAUGGGAGGACGUUGUAUCAUCAACCGCAGCAGCAGAUGGUGGGUCUUCCGGUGGUGCAACCAUGGGGGCGGUGGCCGCAGGCGCUGAUGUAUCGGAUGAGCAACGGCUAUCAGCAUGUGGAGCAGCAUGUGGUGUCACUACGGCCACUGGUGAUGGGUCUUUCUAUGGUGCAUCCACAGCUGUCGUGGCUGGAGUUUCUUCAAUUUCAGCUGUAUUCUACCAGCAGUCACAUUCCCCUGACAGAGCAGUGCCAGCAGUGGCAGAAGCAGAGGAACAACUCCUGGUGGGUGUGGGUGAUGGUCCCCCCACACGAGCACCAGUCGUGGAAGCAUCAGCAUCAGACGCUGCAGAGCCGGACACAGCAGAAACACACGCAGCAGAGGAAGCCAAAUUUCAAGCACCAGCAGUAGCAUCAGGAGCAAUAGACACUGCAGAGCGAGGCACAGCAGAAUCACACGCACCAGGGCUUCAAAGUGCUGCGAGCCCGGCUCCUUCCCCUGACAGGGCUUCAAAGGGCGGCGGGCUGGCAGGGCAGUCAAGAAUCAUUCAGAAGGAGCAGUGGCCAUGGGAUGAGAAGGAGGCGGGGAUCACACGCGCAGGCAGCAGUGCUGCUGCUGAUGGCGAUGGUGGUGGUGAUGUUGAUGGUAGGUCUCUAGCGUUUGUGGAGGUGAAGCUGGGGAAGGUGUAUUCCAGAGAGCUGGUCAGACACCUCCCUGCCUUCAUCGACCAGCUCGUCCUCCAGUUGAGGCUUCAGGUGCCUUGUCAGGCUGUAGCCCUCAAGUCCAAUUCCCACUACGCCUUCCACUCCUUCCCCCACCGCGCGGCCAUCGCAGUGCACCGCUCUGCACCGCAUCUGCUCGCGCGGUGGCUGAAGCAGACAGCCAAGCAAACCUUCGCCCGCACUGGCGCCCUCAUCACGCUUGCUGCUGCCAUGCAUGCUCGUGAUGAUUCUGAUGAAGCUGAUGCUGUUUCUGCUGUCGGGGAAAAUGCCCUUGCCAGACGAGAUGGGCGGCGUGAGGGGGAGGAGCAGGAGCGGCGGAGUGGCGUGGUGUGGGUGAGGGAUUACAUAGAGUGGUUGCACCGGGCAGGGGUGAAGCAUGAUGUGGUGGGGCGCAUCGUUGUCCGCAACCCUGCCAUCCUCGCCACGCCCAUUCAUGACCUUCAGGCUCAAGUGGACUACCUGGAGAGGCAAGUGGGUGUGAGGAGGGAGUGGAUAGGAGUGGUGCUCAGCAAGGCGCCAGGCGUGCUGGUGGAUCCGUUUGAGAAGCUUUUAGGAAAGGGGCGGCUGCUGCAUGCUGUGCUUGAGCCGCUGGCAACGCAGCAGCGGGAGCAGUGGGAGGAGCGGGAGCGGGAGAGGAGGGCGCGAGAGGCGGAAUGGGAGGAGGAGGCAAGGUUGAGAGAGUGGAGGGAGGAGAGGGAGGAAAGCGAGGGGGAGAGGAGGGAGGGAAGGAAAGGGGAGGCAACAGCAACAGCCGCAAUCCCACCAGCAGCAGCAGCAGCAGCAGCAGCAGCAGCAGCGGCAGCAGCAGACAGAAGAGCAGCAGCAGACAUAAGAUCAGAACCAGAGCAAAGAGCAGCAGCAGAAGAAUCAGAGUCGCUGGUUCUAUCUCUCCCACCUCUGGCAUCUCGAGACGUCCCGGCGUCUCUCCGCCUGCCAGACUCCUUCCAGCACCACCCGCUGCCCAAGAGCGUGUGGGAGCUGGCGGGUACAGUGGUGUACAACCACCCUCACGUGAUGAGCGAUGAUGACUUGCCCAUGGAGGCGCUACAAGGAAAGCUCGCCUUCUUCGAGUCGCUACAUGUUGGAGGAGUGGGCCUCGCAAAGGUUCGGUUCCUCGUCACCGAAGCAGGAGUUCCGGACCACGAGGUCUGGAAGGUCGUGGUGGCUCGGCCGGACCUGGUGGCGUGCCAUCUGGACGACAAGCUUCGUCCGCUAGUGCGCUUCCUGCUGUCCAUGGGGGUAGUGAGGGAGGAUGUGGGGAGCAUGGUGGUGCAGUUUCCCCCUCUGCUCAAAUAUAAUCCGGCUAUCCUCAAACCCAAGUGGCGGUAUUUCCAGCAGACGAUGCGGUUGACCGUCGACCAUCUGGUUGCCUUCCCACGCUUCUUCAGCUAUGCCUUAGACACGCGCAUUGCCCCCCGUCACCGCCUGCUGCAGCAGCAGGGGCUGUCCUUCAGCCUCCGGCACAUGCUGUGCUGCUCCGAUGAGCUGAGGGGAGAGGAGGUGGAGUGGAGAGGAGGGAGGGGGGAGUGCGGAGGAGGGGAGAGGAGAUGGAGUGGAGAGGAGGGAGGGGGGAGUGGGGAGGAGGGGAGAGGAGGUGGAGUGGAGAGGAGGGAGGUGGACCGGACAGGGAAAGAGGAAGAGGGGGGGGAAUCAGAGAAGGGAGAGGAGGAAGAGGGGGGAAAUAGAGGUGGAGAAGUGGACUGCAUCGGUGAUGGGCACCUUCACCACCAGGUUCUGCAGCUUCCCCUUGUCCCCCGGCUGCACCACGCGCAUCUUGAUCACCUGUGUGGGAGAGGGGCAGGUGGGGGAGCGAGCGGCAGGGAGGAAGCAAAGCAGGGCGGGUUGGGGUUGGGGUUGGCGCUUACGUUGCUGGUGGCGUAG
This is a messenger RNA of Closterium sp. Naga37s-1, 3549 nucleotides long. NCBI's taxonomy places the organism in Eukaryota, Viridiplantae, Streptophyta, Zygnematophyceae, Desmidiales, Closteriaceae. The record is from the annotation of a GenBank genome assembly.